AAAGGCAGCAGGACGGGAACCUGAUUCUGUCUGAACUCUGGCGAGGACGCAUUUUCUUGUAAAGUCAUGGAGAUGUUAGAUCUGGUUCUCCAGACCUCCAGCUCUGUCUCCCUGUGGGGGGCUCUGGUGGUCCUGUUCAUCGUCUACCUCGUCUCAUCCUCCAGCUUCAGCUCCCAGAAGGACAGGAAGGGACCUCCGGGACCAAGACCACUUCCCCUCCUGGGGAACCUGCUGCAGCUGGACCUCAAGAGACCGCACGACACACUACUGAAGCUUUCCAAGACAUAUGGAUCGGUGUUCACCAUCUAUAUGGGACCCCAAAAAGUGGUGGUCCUGGCUGGAUACAAGACGGUGAAGGAGGCGCUGGUCACCAACGCGGAUCAGUUUGGUGAAAGGGAGUCCGUGCGAAUACUCCUCGACACCAACCGGGGCCACGGGAUUUUUACGGCGAACGGCGACUCGUGGAAAGAGAUGCGGCGCUUCGCCUUCACCAACCUGAGAGACUUCGGGAUGGGCAAGAAGGCGUGCGAGGACAAAAUCACAGAGGAAUGUGAGCAGCUUAUUGAGGUGUUUAGGACAUUCAAAGGAGAAGCUUUCGAUACGACGAACCCAAUGAACUACGCGGUCUCUAAUAUUAUCUGCUCCAUGGUUUAUGGCAGCAGAUUUGAGUACGACGACCCGCAGUUUAAAUCUUUGGUCGAUAGAAUGACCAGAAACACUAAACUCAUGGGCUCUCCGUCCAUACAGCUUUACAACAUGUUCCCAUGGAUCUGCAAAUGGACUUUCAACAGAAGAGAAAUCCACAAGAGCUUCGCCUUCAAUAGGAAACAGAACUCUGAGCUUUUCGGACAAUUGAAAGAGACUCUGAACCCACAGAAGUGCCGAGGAUUUGUGGACGCCUUUCUGGUCCGAAAGCAAAACAUGGAGGAAUCUGGGAACACCAACAGCCACUUCCAUGAUGAAAACCUCAUGAUAACGGUCAUGAACCUGUUUGCCGCCGGCACCGACACCACGUCCACGACGCUCAGAUGGGGUCUUCUGUUGAUGGCCAAGUAUCCAAAGAUACAGAACCAGGUCCAGGAGGAGCUGAGCAGGACGAUAGGAAGUCGCCAGGUGCAGGUCGAGGACCGGAAGAACUUGCCCUUCGCAGACGCCGUCAUCCACGAGACGCAGAGGCUGGCCAGCAUCCUCCCCAUGGUAGCGCACAGGACCAGCCAGGACGUCACCUUCCAGGGUCACUUCAUCGAGAAGGGGACCAAAGUGGUUCCUCUCUUGUCAUCCGUCCUGCAUGAUGAGAGUGAGUGGGAGGAGCCUCACAGCUUUCAUCCCGCUCACUUCCUGGACAAAGACGGGAAGUUCAUCAAGCGAGACGCCUUCAUGCCUUUUUCUGCAGGGCGGAGGGUUUGUGUCGGCGAGAGUCUGGCCAGGAUGGAGCUCUUCAUCUUCUUCGUCAGCCUCCUGCAACACUUUCGUUUCACUCCUCCGUCCGGAGUCUCGGAGGACGAACUGGAUCUGACUCCCGGCGUGGGCUUCACCUCAGCCCGGGCCCACAUGCUGUGCGCUGUCUCCUGUGUUUGAGGCUAUGCAGCUUUUGUUGUAUAGUGCAGAUUGUAAUUUGAGCAGCGUUAAAGGGCCGGUACAGAAUGUCGGUACAGCCCUGUCGGAUUGGUCCAAUGAACACCCAGAAGUUUAAAAUGUUCAUGUGUUUAAUACCAAUUGCUAUUUAAAAUUGCAAAUUUCAUGAUUAUUUGUAGAGGACAGUGUUAUACAAAAAAAUGUUGGAUUGUUGGAUAGAAGCUGAACAAAUAUGGUUGAAGUUGUGGUGCAGAUGGAAAUGAGCGUAUUUCAGAUGUAGCGCUAACAACACGCUUUGCUUUUCUAACAUCCAGAAAUCAGGUUGCCUGUAAAACAUUCUGGUCUCGAUAAGCAAGACACAACAAUCUUUGUUUACCCGACUUAUUCCUCAUCAUGUAUGUUGUUGAGGACAAAUACAACUCAAGAGAUGUAACUCCGGACCAAUGGUUAGAAACCGUAGACCCCUAUGGGUUCUGGGGUCUUUAUUGCUAUAAAAAAACAAGCAAAUACAUAUAAUAUAUUAAUGUUGCACAUCAAAAUAAACAACCGAGCCUGGGCUACAAGAAUCAGUCAGCCAUUAAAAAGAAACUCAAACAAAAAACUCACAGAAUGAUAAAUAUAUUAUUAUCAUAAUUCGGCCCACUCAGCAUGGAAGCAGCGACCCUUAGCUGGGUGCUAUCAGAAUAAACCUGGUACCAAAAUGCAUGACCAUUCCGCACACUGAUUCCACACAUGUCUUCCAAAUCCCUCGACACCAAAGCAUCAGGGAGAUAUGAGCCAAAGAACACAGCAACAUGAAUCAUUUAUCCUUUUACAAUCAGCAUAUUCUUUUUACCUUUGUUGAUUACAUGAAUCACAAAGCAUUUUUUUCUGGUAAAUCCAAACUGAUGGAUGUUGUACCUAUACCCUGUGCCUCAUUCAACUCCUCCUGGACAUGCAGAGAUAACAUGUGACCAGGUGUAGGGAAGUUAAUUUCAGCCUAUUACAUUUUCCGUUUCACAAAUCGCAACGCCUUUCUGGAUUCUAUUGACUCCCAGUGAUGUCAAUCUAGUGUUGGUUGGUAGACCUCAAUUCUACUGGCUCUGACGUUUCCAAAGAGGUGUCGUUUUCUGAAAUCGACCCAUCCCCCGCUGAGUUGAGCCGCGCAUAAUUUUUUUUAAUGGAAAAAUAUAGUUUUCUGAAUAAUCUUUUUUUGUUUUUACAAAAAAGUUGGAGAAUGCUGUAUUUGUAUAUAUUGAACACAAUGAGCAACAUACAAGUGAAAUAUAUGGUUUGGCACAUGAGAAAAUUCAAAUCCAAAAUGUCCACUUUGGAGACCUCGUCUAAAUUCUCUUGACUAAAACCUCUCACUUUGUUCUGCUUCACUUUUUCAAAGUCAAACUUUGCAGAGAGAAUGUUCACACAUUUGUAUUUGGCUUGUGCGAGUUUUAAACCUUUCAAAUGCCUCAUUUCAAAAAGAUAGUCAUCCUGGAAGUGCUUUUUUUCAAUUCAGACCUGACAUUUUUAUAUUUUUGCUAUCUGCCAUCUUCAUUUACUCUUAAACAGUAACAUAUAAACUGAUAUUUACACAUCUGAACAAAAUAUUCUUUCUUUUAAUUGUAAAAAUGAUUAAAAUAGCCCUAGUGGUUGCACAGAUACAGCCUUUUUAGUUUAGUUAUGCAAUUUUCGGAGCAGAGGCCUAACAAUAGCUUGGUGCUAUAAACCAGCACAAAAAUAAAAAAAUGACCAAAGAAGCUGCCAUGUUCUGAACUUACACAUUACAAAUGAAAUAAAAGUCAUGUUUUCCUUA
Messenger RNA from Pseudoliparis swirei, 3364 nucleotides. Its product is annotated as cytochrome P450 2K1-like. Gene Ontology annotation, cellular component: cytoplasm; intracellular membrane-bounded organelle. Gene Ontology annotation, biological process: xenobiotic metabolic process. NCBI's taxonomy places the organism in Eukaryota, Metazoa, Chordata, Actinopteri, Perciformes, Liparidae. The record is from RefSeq and is a predicted model, not a curated record. Gene Ontology annotation, molecular function: iron ion binding; oxidoreductase activity, acting on paired donors, with incorporation or reduction of molecular oxygen, reduced flavin or flavoprotein as one donor, and incorporation of one atom of oxygen; heme binding. The transcript is spliced from 9 exons. Bases 67 to 1578 code for a protein of 503 amino acids.